UUCGUGGUGGAAAAAAGUUAUCAGUUAUUUUCAAGCCAGUGUAGAAAAAAAGUCACGCUACAGUCGUUUCGCCACGAUUGUGUUGAAGCUGUUUGAAGACGCCAAAGAGACCAGUACCUCUUCAGGAUGGCGAGCAAACCAGGCCCAGUCCAGAUCGUCACAGUGUGUAAGGAGGAACACUCCUUUGCUUUGGACACAGAGGCUUUGGCUCGGGUCCUGUUGGCCCCCGAGGUCAGAGACAAGAAUGUGGUGGUGCUGUCGGUGGCUGGAGCCUUAAGAAAGGGCAAGAGCUUCCUGCUUGAUUUCAUGCUCCGCUACAUGUACAGAAAGGGGGACGAUAACUGGCUGGGUGAGGAUGACGAGCCGCUGACUGGAUUUUCUUGGAGAGGUGGUUCUGAACCAGAGACAACAGGCAUCCAGCUGUGGAGUGAAGUGUUCCUCAUCCAAAAGAGCGAUGGAACAGAGGUGGCAGUAUUGUUGAUGGACACGCAGGGAGCCUUCGAUAACCAGUCCACCGUGAAGGACUGUGCCACCAUCUUUGCCCUCAGCACCAUGACCAGCUCGAUACAGAUCUACAAUCUGUCACAGAACAUGCAAGAGGACGAUCUGCAGCAGCUACAGCUGUUCACGGAGUAUGGUCGUCUUGCCAUGGAUGAGAUCUUUCAGAAGCCCUUCCAGUCCUUAAUGUUCCUAAUCAGGGACUGGAGCUUUCCCUAUGAAUAUUCCUACGGGUUUAAAGGCGGCAAUGAGUUCCUGGAUAAACGGUUACAGGUCAAUGAGAGCCAGCAUGAGGAGCUACAAACAGUGAGGGAUCACAUCCAUUCCUGCUUCAGCAACAUUUCCUGCUUCUUGUUACCUCACCCUGGGUUGAAGGUUGCCACCAGCCCAGUUUUCGAGGGACAGCUUCAUGCUAUUGCCCCGGAGUUUAAAGAGGAGCUGAGGAGCCUGAUCCCUAAACUGCUGCAUCCGGAUCGCCUGUGUGAGAAAGAAAUAAAUGGAAACAAAGUCACUUGCAGGGGCCUGCUCGAGUUCUUCAAGGCUUACAUCAAGAUCUACCAGGGAGAAGAUCUGCCACAGCCAAAGACGAUGCUCAUGGCUACAGCAGAGGCCAAUAAUCUGGCAGCCGUGGCAACUGCCAAAGAUCAGUAUAGCAAGAACAUGGAGAGGGUGUGCGGGGGAGACUUGCCCUAUGUGGCUCCCGACUCUCUGGAGGAAAAGCAUCAAUUUAACUUCCGAGAGGCUCUUCAUAACUUCUCCAAGACCAAAAAGAUGGGCGGACAAGAGUUUUGUGACCGUUACCAGGCAGAGCUGGAAAAAGAGCUGGAGGAAAUGUGGCAGUCACUCAGCAAGCACAACAAGGCAAAAAACCUCUUCAACGCCUUCCGGACCCCUGCAGUGCUGUUUGUCCUGGUGUGCCUCCUCUAUGUGGUGUCGGGUGUGUUGCUCUUCGUUGGCCUGUCUACCGUCGCCGUGGUGUGUGACUGUACUCUGGGUGUGGUCAUGAUGUCGAUGCUGACGUGGGCCUUCAUUCGCUACUCUGGUCGGUACCAGAAUGUGGGAGGAGCCAUCGACCAGGCUGCAGGUGUCGUCCUGGAGCAGGCCACCGUGGUGUUGAACAAGUCGAGAGGUACGGCCACUGGUGACCAUAAGAAAUCCAGAUAAAGGACCUCGGGACCUUUGUAAUCUCGAUGCAAUGCUCCCAGCACACAACACAAGCACAUAUUCAGCACUAAAGCCUUAUCAUGCCUCCCAUCGGAACAAACAUGCAGUUCAACCACAUUGGCACACGGUACAAACAAUAUGCCAAUCCACCAGCAUCGUUAUUAUGCACGUUACUCUGCCUGUUAGUCCAGACUUCUGUAAAGGUGAGGCAGGGAGUUAACUCAUCUCAAUCCCUCUUAUUGAUACUUCAUGUCUUAAAUUGACACUGCCAUUAUUUUACAAGUUUACAAUUGGUCUUAAUAGACAUGUCAAUGUUUACCUUUAAACUUAUAAAACACGUACUUGGGUGUUUAUUGUUCAAAUGGGAAAAGUCAGGGUAAUUAUCAAAGAAAGCUUCUGCAGUAUAUCUUAUUACCAUUAAAACAAAGCUGGCUUUAUAGCUUAUACAUUUAUACAUAUCACUUUGUGGCUAUAUUUUUUUACUUUGCGGCCUUAAAGCAUUCCAUUCUGUUUGUAGAUUUGCUUUAUAUUUGAUAUAAACUAGCAUUUCUACUUUGAAAGGAGAACAGGAUACGCACUUUCUAUAUAGCACAGAAGAUUUUGGAAGUUGAAUGUGAUCUCAUUUGUUUCAAUUGCUUUGCUGUUUAUUCCUUGAUGGAAGGUGUGACACUUUAUAGAUUUUGAUAUUAUACACGAGACUCUUCUCGUAAAAUUAUAUAUAAGGACUUGUAUUCUGGACAUUUUUCCGCUCCAAAGAUGAGAAAUUAUUGCACAAUAUAAUAAAACUAGCGACCAGUCAGCCAAAGAUAGCUUUUAAUAUUUGAUUGAAACUUUGACCGUGAACUCAAAACUCCAAAAAAUACUUUUUCACUCAAACAUGACAAGUAUUGAACAAAAUAACAAGCAGGAUGUUUUGAACAGUAAUAAGAACAAUAAGUAGAAACCUAUAAAUAGUGUGACAUUUUUUCCGCACGUUGUAAAAGAUCCGUAACAUGUUUCAUAUUUGCGCCUCAGAUGAAUUCUAGAUGAAAUGCUUUUAGUAGCCAUUUGUAGCCUUUGCUAUCAGCUCCACUGUGAGACAACUCUGAUACUUCUCUAUGACGCUUCGCUCACUUUAGUGAUCUGGCUGCAGCUAAACGGUUUAUCUGAACUGUUUAGUUCCAGGAUAGUUGAUUAUGAUCAUUUCUAAACUCUAUUAGAAAACGUUGUUGAUGUAAAACUUAUUUUUUACUUUGACAACAAGUUGUGCUAAAUGUAUCACUUUAAAUAGCAAUGAAUCCAGUUUAAAACUACUGCGCGCUUCGGUCAGAGCUUUGCUUCAAUUUAAUUGCAUGCAAUGGUUGCAUAACAUAUAAUGAGACAAUUUUUUAGAAAAUGAACAAAUACAUUUAGAUUUGUUUCUUCGGUCCUCGGUUACCUGCAGCCAUUUAAAAGAUAGACUACACAGUGGAUUUAUUACGUUUUAGUUUUCCUUUAGUGGGGCCAAGCAGGACAUCUCAGGCCAACCUGGAAAGAACAUGGCAUUGGAUUAAAGGAGUCUGAAACUUAUUAUUAUUGGAAACUAUGCCCUACAUCUCUGAGGUAGAUUCUUUUAGAGUGCAUUCAAUUGGAGAAGUGGAAUGGCAAGCAUUUUGUAUUGUACAAUAGGUCUUUUAAAUGCCACAAGAUUGUAAGACCUGAGAGCAAAAGUAGGAUAAUAUAGUCUGUAAUGAUUUUGUAUUGUGUCUUUAACAACUAAGCAUAUAUUUCCUGCAUUCAAAUACAGAAUUGACACAAAACACUAAUAAAAAGUGCAUACUGUAAUGUAAAGUAUCAGUGAUAGUGUCGAUAUCAAUCAUACAAGUUCAAAAAAGAGACAUGCAAAUAUGGAUGAUAGGAGACUUUAGAUUUGUUACCAUCAUAGAGCACAUUACAUCUCUGUCCCUCUGCACAAGUGGAAGAAACGAGCACUUUCUUUUGCACCCCCCCCCCCCCCCUCUUUGGUGCUUUUUGCACUUUGCUCGUUCCAAAGGUAAAUGCAUGCAAUAUUGUAGUGAAAGCUAAUGUAAUAAUCUCUUGCAAGGGUAUUGUGGCCUUAACUUGAGAAAUGCUGUUUUCUAAAGAAUAAACAAAGCUUUGAACUGUU
Molecule: messenger RNA, 3787 nt
Organism: Pseudoliparis swirei
Lineage: Eukaryota; Metazoa; Chordata; Actinopteri; Perciformes; Liparidae
Gene: atl3
Product: atlastin 3
Exons: 14
Coding region: 127-1662 (511 amino acids)
Biological process (GO): endoplasmic reticulum organization; protein homooligomerization
Molecular function (GO): GTPase activity; GTP binding
Source: RefSeq, a predicted model, not a curated record